CAACAUUAUUAAAGAUAUAAUGUCAGUCAUACUUAUAUAUAUACACAUUUGAUCAUUUAAAUGUUGACAUAUUGUUGACCUAUAUGAAUUUCAUAAUAAAGAAACAACUUAAAAUACAUAUUCCAUUAUAACUAUUGUUACUAAGACUUACGCAAUCAUUAUUUUUCUUGUUUAUACAUACAAGAUAAAAUUUUACAUCUUUAUCAAAAUAAUAAAAAAAUAAAUAAACAAACAACUACACAAUUUUCAUUUAGUCUUCAUGAAAUAAAUAACUAAAAAAGAAAGAAAAGAAAGAAAAAAGGAAAGAAAAAAAAGAAAAAAAGAAAAAUUAAAAUUGAUUAUGCCAUUUAUUACAAAGUUGAACUAUUUCUUCAUUAUAACAGAUCCACUAUUUCUUUUAUAUAAACAAAAAUCCAAAUUUUUCGGAAUUAUAUUAUCAUUAUUAUUAUUUCAAUUAAUGAUUAGUUUAAUGAAUCCAGUUCAAGGAAUAAAAUGGUUAGGUAUAUACAGAUUACCAAAAAGUGCAGAUCAUCCAGUGGAUUCAACAGCUGAUCGAUUUACUCCAGAUGAAUGUCAAAAAGCUGCUAAUAAAUUAGGUCUUCGUAGAAGACAAGCACGAUUUUGUAUGCAUCCACGUUUUGGUUAUGCAAUGCUUGCUGUACUUAGAGCUGCACAUGCUGUCGGAUAUCAUUGUCCAAAAACAUUUUCAGAUAGACGAUGGAAUUGUACUUCUAUACAUCAAUUACCGCAUGUAUCACCAGAGUUAAGAAGAGGCACACGUGAACAAGCAAUUGUACAUGCAUUUGCAAGUUCUGUAUUAUUAUUUGAAAUUGGACGAUAUUGUGCAUUGAAUAAAAUUCGAUAUUGUUCUUGUGGUGAUGAAGAUGGCAGUUAUGCUACACCAAAUUAUCCUUCAUCUCAUAUAUAUAAAAAUAACAAUUUACUUAGACAACAUCAUUCACAAACUUUGUAUAAUGAUAAUAAUAAUGCAUUAGUAUAUAAUUCCGAUGGUCAUUUAAUGAAUUCCAUUGAUACAUCUAAAUCAAACAAUAUACCAAUGACAGAUGGUCAACCAACAGUUAGUAAAUUUUAUUGGGCUGGUUGUUCUGAUAAUUUGCGUACAGCUAAAGAAUAUACAUCAUUAUUUCUUGGUUUUCCAAAUGUACAUGUAAUGUUACCUCCACCAAUAGAAACAGAUAAUCCUAAUUUAGAUACAAUACAUGAUAUGAAUAAUCAAAAUCGUUAUAAAAGAUCAACGUAUUCUUCACAAGUUACAGAAAGUAAUUAUGAUACAACACAAUUAUCUGAUAUGUUUAGUCUGUUUCAAAAUCAAAUCAAUGUUAAUGAGAAUGUGGACAAUAGAAUUAGAGAAGAAGAUGUAGAUGAAGAAACUGAAGAAAAUGAAGAAGAGGAUGACAGUGAAAUAGAUGAUUCAGAAUUAUUCUAUUCACAACAUGAAUAUACGGAUAGACGACGUCGUAAUCUACAUAAAAAAUGGUCAUAUCAAUCUACAGCACAAACCAACAAAUAUCCGUCAUACAAUUCAGCACAACAAAUGUAUGAUUCAGUAGAUGAUAAUGAUGAAAGAUUACCACGUCAUCCUAGAUCAAAACAAGGUAGAAAAAAAUCCACACUACGUAAUUUAAAUCGUCAUAAUUAUCUAGCAGGUGUAGUAGUAAGUCAAUAAUACACAUUGCUACAAUUAUCUCAUUAUUAUCUUUUCUUUGCAUACCGUUUAAAGUAUUUGUGAAUGAUAGCGAUCUGGAUAACAUGGUCAAUUGAUUUAUUAUCGGUAACUGAAAUGAAACUACUUUGAUUUUAGCAUUCUUUUCAAAAGUUUAUAGUUUGUCAAAGCUGAAUACUGAAAAUCAAUUUAGCCUAAGUAUUCGCAUCUUAUGCUCCAUGUGCAACGACAAACAUUUUAUACCAAACAAAUAAAACAGCAAAGUGAAAAUGCAUUUCAUCUGUCAAAGAGUUUACGUGAAAAUUACUUUCAGUGAUUGCAGGAAUAAACGAUAGACCAUAUGAAGAUAGUAUACAUCAAAAAUCAAAAUUAAUUUGAGAACUACUGAAAGCCAAAUGGCAAUGUACGACAUUUUUUCUUCAGGCUUGAAGCACCGCAACAGUUCACAUAAGGUCCAAAAUUGGAUCGUCAGGUAGUGUGCUGAAAACGACUCAUCGUUUUUAUAGGACUGAAAUCUAGUAGUAAAAGUUUCCUGUCAAGCAUAUUCAUGAGGAAAUUAAUCUAUUAUCCUAAGUUAUAGGUAGAUAACUCCCUAACACAUUGUGUCUUAUUAAAACUUCAAAAAACUAAUUGGGAAUUUACUCACCGGCGUGUGUCUAAUUAUUUAAGGUACCAAUAAAUUAUUCAAAAUAUAGAAUAGUUUAGCCUUCUUUUUAACAUAUACCAUGAAUAAAAUAAAACACUAUGCUUGAGUGUUGAAUGGAUAAAACAAUAAAUUAGGUUAACACUAUAUAAAGUACAAUAAACAGUGAAAAUUCAAGUAUACUUUGUUCGUACAUGAUUGUUUACUUCAUAGGCUUGUUUCAGUUUAACUUGUAAGUAAAACUUCAAAACAAGACAAUGGGCUGUAGGUAUGUAUAUUAAUUGUGAGAAGUUACAAGGUAUGUACAUGAGGCAUAUUUAGGGAGCCUACAAUCGUCCAUUUGCAUCUUUCGGUGUGUUCUGUAAUUUCAACUGUCUUUUCGACUGGCCUCCAAGUGUUUUGGGAACGCCAUGCUUGUGAUGCAUUGAAACUCUUCACUCCGGCUGACAGUUGCUGCAACUUUGACACCAUGUUCUGCUACAUGCUACAUACAAGCCUUCUUAUGAGUAGCGUCCAUUACAGAAUUAAUAAAGUAUUUAUAUCAGCUUUCCAUUUUAAUGAAUUUUUAAUUCAAUGAGUUUGAUAGUGCCCAUGUGGAAACGUGUUUUGUUAAAAAUAGAGAAAAAUGAAAUUAUUGUUCAAAAUGUUUUUAUUUGAAUGUACACAUAAAUAAUGUAAACUUAUUCUCAAAAUAAUUGGGAUACACAGAGAGAAAUGAAAACACCACUUAAUAAUUUGUUAUACCUUAAUUUGGUAGAUAUACUAGUUAAUGAAUUCUUUACACAUGGAUAUUUGAACUAGUUCAAGUAUUCAAGCUUCACGUAUUCACUAAAGUCAUAAGUAAACCCUAAUUAUAUUGUUCAUUUUAUUAUUAUUUAGUUGUAAAAAUACUAAUUACUAUCACUUAUUAAUUAUAGAUGAAUUUCUUGCCAUGAAUGAAAAUGUCAAUGAAAUAAUAGAAUUGAGUAUUUUUGUUCCCUUUCAUUUCUUAGAAGUGCCUAAUCAUAUAUGAACCGUCAAAUAGUUUCAUGUAAAUAUAGUCAUCUAUUGUAUACUGAAUACGUUCUGUUGAGAAAUGGAUUAACGAUACAGUGAGUAGUUACGGACAUAAUGACACUAAAUGACUAGUUGACAAGUAUUCAUUAAAUUGAGCAUAUGCCAAUACUUUAUUCAAAUUAUUACAGUUAUCAACUUCACGAGGAAUAAUGUGAAAGUAUGUAGAGAUGAUUACCAAGGUUUGACUCAAAAAUUUCAAAUAAAUUGAGCAUUGAAUAGACUGAUAUUCAUAAAAAUAGUGAAUAUUCUGUAAAGAGUUGGUUUACAGAGAGCUACAAAACAUAAGAAAAUUGAAUUUUUUUACUGAUUGGGGUAUUAUAAAUAUAUUGAUUUUAUCAGGAAUGUGAAAGUAAUUUCAAAAAUGACAGAAAACAUUUCGAACUUGAACAUAAUAUGGCUUAUUGACGAAGUGCGGAUCUAUAAACUAGACUCUCAGAUCUACCAUUCAUGUAACGGUUGAUGAUAUUGUUGUGAACGAGAAUGCAAUCAAGGACAACCAAAUGUAUUUCAACAUAAAAUGUCUUAAUAAAAUUUGAGAAAUAUACAGCGAAUUCUUUAUUUUCGAAAUGUCAAACAAUUGUCUCAAACUUGACUGUUUCUUCUGCAAAAUGUUAAUCAAUUGUCUUAGACUUCAUUGUUCCUUCAUUUCCACAUGAAUCAUUCUCUGUUCCCGUUCUCUUUUCUUUGGUCUUCUUCACCUUCUAUCUCCAAGUAUUUUACUUUCGAUUGGUACAUACUACUUAUAUUUGUCAACAUCAGUAGCACAUACAACAAUAUGACAACACCAUUGGAAAUAAUUUCAGAAUUCAUUUGUUAGGUUCUUUUCAUAAUUACUUUAGGUAACAGUUUUUGAAUAUUAAGAUAAUUAUAGUGUGUAUCAUAACAAAACUUCAGAAGUUUAAAUAAAAAGUAGAUUUUUGAUGUGAAUUGAUCAAAUUAUAAUUACAAUUCAUUGAGAGGAAAAACGAUAUUAAAAUGUUAUUUAGGCUGUUGAUAGUUAACUACAGACUUUUUUUGAAUACAAAGGUUAAUUUUAAGCCUUCUGGUUACUAUGAUUUUUUGAGUUUUAAUAACAUGGAAUUAUAUUGUUUAUAAAUAACUUUGAACGAGUUCAUUGGAUUCACGUCAUAUACCGUGUUUAGUAGGUAACGUACUAUUGACUUAUGUGAUUAGACUUCUCCUCGAAGGUGUAGGAUAUUUUGAAAUAUCUCCAUUUAAUCGAGUAAAAGCCUAUUCGUUGUCCGUCUAAUAUAUGUGGUUUUGUAUAUACAGGCAAAUUGAUGAAUGCAGUUAGGGGUUACAUUUAAUAGAUAUUUGUCUACUUUAGUUUUGAUUAUUGAUCAUAGUGUUAUGUAUAGUGAGAUGAACUUCGCAGCUCAGAAUGUACUUUAUAAAGCUGC
Schistosoma bovis is the source of this 4783-nucleotide messenger RNA. Lineage: Eukaryota; Metazoa; Platyhelminthes; Trematoda; Strigeidida; Schistosomatidae. The record is from the annotation of a GenBank genome assembly.